This is a messenger RNA of Cladocopium goreaui, 1989 nucleotides long. Lineage: Eukaryota; Dinophyceae; Suessiales; Symbiodiniaceae. The record is from the annotation of a GenBank genome assembly.
GCUCAACAGCAGACUCAACUGACGGAUCAGGAACUACUGGCUCGUCAAGAAGUUCAGGAGGCGUCUCAACAUGGAAGUCGCCGGCCGGAUGUUCAACGGCGGCCGGAACUCCAGGUCUUGGCAGCUGCAGCCGGCGCAGUCUUUGGCUUUGGUUUUGGAUCUGCGCUACCCUCACUUUUUGGCUUCGGAGGUGACUUCGCAUCAGCUUUCUUUGGCACAGCUUUUGAUGGAGGAGCUGCGGCUGCACUUGCAUUGGUUGGAGCAGCUGAAGCAGCUUUGGCCGGUACGGCCGGGGUUGACGGCCUUGCGGACAGCGUCAACACGGCUUACCUUGACUAUCUCUUCGGGUUUUGCUACUCACCCUAUGCCCAGUUGAGGAGGCUGAUGAACUUCUACCAGCAACCAUCGCAGGAACUUCCAUGGAAUCUGAAGACAAAUUCAGAAGUGACGAACUUGGGUCAGUUGGGCCAGAAGACAUCAACACCCAACACCAAUUGCCCUUUUCACUCGACUCUCAGAGGCGCUCCUGCAGCCGAACCACAGAUCAAGAAAUUGAGAAAACUCUGCCUGCCCCGAAUGAAAAUGAUGGCGCUGCUGAAACUGAUCACUGGCUUAGCCACUCUUCGACAAACUGCAAACGAUCUCCGAUGUUCCAAGCUGCACGACCCGACCAAUCCCUUCGAAGAUGAGCUCCCCUCCAUCGACUUCGACUUCGCAGAGCCUUUAGAUGAAGAACCCUUUUCCGGAGAUUUCGGUCGUACCGACCCUUUAGAGAUUGACUUCGCAGUUGGUUCAACAAAAACUGAACCCUUUGAAGAUGAUGCCGCAGAAAACUUCGGAGUUGCCGAUCCCUUCGAAGAAGAUGAUGAAGAUGACUUUGCAACACCCUUGGGUCUUGGGACCAAUCGAGAGCACCACCACGGAUCCCGCGACGACGAGGAGGUGUCCGCGACUGGCGUAUUCCUUGGAAAAGUGAAUGAAAGUGACCAGUUCUUGGUGGGCAGCACCAACAAAGUGCAUUCAGCACGCGCAGAAAGAUGGCUUGAGGAGAAGCUGCGAUGGAUCCCAGAAGCCAUCAUACCGAUGCGGGGUGCGCAAUGGAACCGAGAGACAAUGACCGGCCGACCAAGGAAAGCAAGUGCAGCAACACCAAAGCCACAGGCAGGCGUCACAGGAAGAAAGACGCUGCCCAUGGCAAGAGGAACGCCAAAGAACAAAGCAACGGAGGAGCCAGAGGAAAAGAAAGAGGAAAGCGGCAAGAAAGCCAAGAAAGGGCUGAGAUGUCAAACCCCAAUGCAAGUGGAUCAGGUUGAGAUAGAGGACAGAUAUGAAGGAGGACCGCCCGAGAAGCUGAAGGCCGGUGACAGAUCGGCAGACUGCCAAUACGCCAUACGUGAAUUGACGACGGGCAUUAAAGAACUCAAGGUGGCCGACAUGCAAGGCGGGACUUGCAAGGCGCCCAAUCCACAGAGGAUUUCGAAGCUGGAGGAAGCCCAGAAUAUCUGGAGUAUUCUGGAGUGCUACUCAGACACACCUUGGGGAAACUGCAAGAGGCACUUAGAAGUAAAGAGCCUGUGGGUGCAACAGGUGCUGCGCCAGAAGAAGUUUUCAUUAGCAGUGAGGGCAAAUGGCGAUGUGGCUGACGAUGGAAUGGAAGCUUUGCCAGACCAGCUUGAGAAGAAGGAUAGCAAGGAUACCGAGACAUGGUUUUUCGAUGGGCUGAUGUUCUAUGGGCUGAUGUUCUGUGUCCUGUGGGCCGCGAUGACAAUGCCGUGGACGGCAGUCAGCGCAGUGAAGAGAUGGAUGAAAGGCAGGGAAGCUGCGGAGGACAAUGCGAUGAGAUUGAUACCGGCUGGAGGUCCAGGACUGAGAGCCAGGGUGAUGGAGCUGACGAGCGAUGCCGACGAAAAUUAUGGUUCUGGGCGCCCGAAGCGAAACCUGGAGCUUGAGCCGGCUGCGUUAGCUGCAGGACUGACGAAAACUGAAUGA